CAUUCAAGCCGAUCCUGUUACAAAAUGGAGCCUCUUAACUAAGCUUUCAUAUCCUCUGUUCAGACAUAUCCGCCAUCGCCUGGUUUAAAGUUUGAUGAAGGUCUAAGUGAGGCAAAGGAAUGAGACAGGCGAGAGUAGCGGGCAGGGAAUGGGACGCGGUGUAUACAAACCAAGCCAGUUGAACUUCAUCCACGGUCGGCCCACCUGUAGAGGACUGGAGGACGCGGAAAGUAUGGAGGAAUAUUUCAAUGUUAUCAACGCCCUGAAGAACAGCAAGAGACUCAGGCAUUGGGACAAGCCUCCUGAAGACUAUGGCCCUAAUAACCCUGAGGACUCGGACUAUAACAGGAACGGACUGAAGGAUAUUGGAGACUUCAGCAAAAUAGAUUUUUCAGGCCAGUCUUCCUUUACAACUGAAGUAGAAACAGAGGAAGAGUGCCAAGAGGAAAACAAAGAUGAGGUGCCAACAGAUACUCAACAUGGCUCUUGUAGUGCAGAAGGACCAAGUGAGUGUGUGCAGCAGUACCUACCCAUCUCUCUUGACAUCGCCUGCAAGGCAUAUGAACAAUACAAACUUAACUUACUGCUGGAAAAAAUGUCCCUGGAGAAAUCAUAUAAAGAAGCAAUUCAAAAAAAGACAAAACAAAAACAAGAAGCAUAUUUGCAUGACCUGAACUCAAUCUAUGCACAACAUGAGAAGGAAGUGGAGGAAUACCAUCUCACUCAGCAAGAAAGGAUAAAGAAUGAAGAGAAUGUGUUGAGGCAACAGGAGGAGGAAGCACAGACAGCAGUGCAGCAUUGCAAAAGAGAAUACACAAGCCAAGUCUCCAGACAGUCAUCCCAGCUGCUGGAGGCAAUGGAAUCUGCACAACGCCAGGAAGCUGAACAAGCAAAUUUAUUGCAGUCCCUCAUUGCUCAGCUGCAGAUGUUACACACAGAUUUUGUCACUAAGCGGAAUGUCAUGUAUCAGCUUCUCAGGGAACUUGAAGGCAGUGAAAUUGAUAGAAAUACAGAAGCUCGCUUUAACAAUACAAGGACUCAAGUGGAAGACAUUAUUAAUAGCUUCCGUCAGAAACCACUAUCAAGAGUACAAAUAGAUAAAGUUUAUAAGGCACUCCAGCAAGAACUUACAACUGUGGGAUCCAUCAUUCAAAAGCUUGAAUCAAGAAAAGUAGAGAAGGCAAACCAAGAAGCUGAGCGGAUUCAACAAGAGAAUGAGGCGAAGGCAAAGGCUGCCGAGCUGGAGAUGAAGAGGCAGCAGCAGGCUCAGAGAGAGCAAGAGCGUAUUGAAAGUGAGCAGAAGCAGGAAGAAAAGUAUGAAGCGGCCCUUGAAGCUGACAAAAGAGAUAAAUUGGAGGAUUUCAAACAGAAAGUGGAUUACUUUUUAGAAGCUUCUGAGAAGUUGUCCAAGGACCAGCUGUGGGAGCUGCGGCGCAAAGCAACCAUGGCCAAUCAAAUCAACAAGGACAACCAUUCCAUCAACAGAGACAAGCUACAGAAGCUGCUUGCCGAAAUGAGGGAAAGGAAAGCUGAGCCAGACGUACUCGCCAGCUUCAAGAAUUCAGUGAUGAGUAAUAUCGUGAAGCAAGUAGCGAUACAGGAUGCACUUGGAGCCUCAGCUUACUCCUGGCUGCUAGUGGAGCUUGUCACCUUCCAUCCAGAUUUGUGGGAUCUUUUCUUAUAUUAUCUCUUCAAGCUUUGCCCCCCUCUCAUGCCAGGAAGCCAGAUGUGCAGAGAAGGCCAGAUAAAUAUAGAAAAGCUUGAUCAGUAUUAUAGUCAGAUUGGAAAGUACUCCACAAUGUAUGGCUUUGUGUUGACAAGAAUAAGCAAAAAACAGGGAUCACCAAUCCGGGCAGCAGCUAUUGGAUGGGAGGUGCUGGCCAAUGUUCUGUCCCAGCCACCACUGUCUGGCAUCACUGGAGAGGUGCUGUUAAGGUUCAUACAGUCUUUUGGCUUCACACUGCAGGAGACAUACAGGAAACAGUUUGUCAAAUUGAUGGAAUUCAUUGUUAAAUGUUACCUGCCUAAAAUCAGGGAAUGUACUGAAGAAGGUGGCCAGAAUUGUCUCAUUUUGUUUGAAAAUUUCCUAGCAGAGUACAAACCUAACAAGCUGACACAGAAUCAAAUGAUAAUGAAGUAUAUGUAAAUAUAGAUCUCAAUUUUUUUGUAUUGUUGACAAUUUUCAAGUCUUCCAGGCCCUUACAUCUUAUUAUAAGUUAAUCUGAAACUAUUGUCUUUUAUGAGUAAAGCAUUUUGCUGUA
Scylla paramamosain (green mud crab) is the source of this 2261-nucleotide messenger RNA. Its product is annotated as mRNA export factor Gle1-like. Lineage: Eukaryota; Metazoa; Arthropoda; Malacostraca; Decapoda; Portunidae. Gene Ontology annotation, cellular component: cytoplasm; nuclear pore; nuclear pore cytoplasmic filaments. Bases 149 to 2146 code for a protein of 665 amino acids. Gene Ontology annotation, molecular function: inositol hexakisphosphate binding; translation initiation factor binding; phospholipid binding. The record is from RefSeq and is a predicted model, not a curated record. The transcript is spliced from 8 exons. Gene Ontology annotation, biological process: poly(A)+ mRNA export from nucleus.